Messenger RNA from Sesamum indicum (sesame), 1960 nucleotides. RefSeq lists its product as uncharacterized. Gene Ontology annotation, molecular function: oxidoreductase activity. Lineage: Eukaryota; Viridiplantae; Streptophyta; Magnoliopsida; Lamiales; Pedaliaceae. The record is from RefSeq and is a predicted model, not a curated record.
UGUCACGAUUGGCAAGUGGUGCACACGAAAUUGACUAAUUUUGUACUCUAGUCGAGCUUUAUCAGAAUCGUGGCCAUGCCCCGAGAACUACAAAUCUCGUUAAAAAGCCCGGGAGAGCUUAAAUAGCGGUUGAAAGCAGUUACAAGAAAAAAGGGGAAGAAAUCCCCAGAGUAAAGCAGAUGUUGGCUUCUUGGAGGCCCCGGCCCGUUUUAUCAACUGGUUGUGGUAAUUUCAGGCGUGGGUUUUGCUGCAGAGCUGAGGAUCAAUCAGUUUCUGUUACUCAACGGCAGAUCAAGAAGAAAGUUGUUGUCGUGGGUUCGGGCUGGGCUGGACUUGGUGCUGCUCACCACCUUUGCAAACAGGGAUUUGAUGUUACAGUUCUUGAAGGUGGAUAUGAACUUGGCCCCAAGACCAAGUCUCUCAGUCCUGAUGAUGCUGGUAUUCGAGGUUUCUGGUAUCCCUACCGUAAUAUAUUUAAUCUAGUCGACGAGCUUGGUCUUAAACCCUUUACAAGUUGGACGAAAUCGGCACAAUAUUCAGAAGAAGGUCUGGAGGUUGAGUAUCCAAUAUUCCAAGAAUCGCCACAGCUGCCGACUCCAUUUGGGACAUUAUUCAACACCCAGUUUGUUCGCCUGCCCUUCACCGAUCGGUUGACAUCCCUUCCUCUGAUGGCUGCAGUGAUUGAUUUUGACAACACAGAUGCUGCUUGGAGAAAAUAUGAUCCAAUCACUGCAAGGGAGAUUUUGAAACAAUUUGGAUGCUCGGAGAGGCUGUUUCGGGAUGUUUUCGACCCGUUGCUUCAAGUGGGAUUGUUUGCUCCAGCUGAGCAAUGUAGUGCUGCUGCAACUCUCGGAAUGCUAUAUUAUUUCGUUUUAGCAAACCAGAAAAAUUUCGAUUUGGUAUGGUGUCGUGGAACAGUUAGAGAUAAAAUUUUCCAGCCGUGGACAGAAUCCAUGAAAAUCCAAGGCUGCAGAUUUCUGGAGGGUAGGAAAGUAACAGAUGUAGUGGUUAAUGAGGAAACAGGAUGCAUCUCUGAAGUUAUAUGUGAGAAAGAGAGUUUUAAGGCUGAUGCCUUUAUAUUGGCUGUUGGAGUCUCCACCCUGCAGGAAAUUGUCCAAAGCAGUGCAGCAUUAUGUGGAAGAGAAGAGUUCCAGAAAGUCAUGAAAUUGAACAGCACAGAUUUGCUUACUGUUAAGCUUUGGCUUGACAGGAAGGUCAAAAUUCCAUAUGCAAGCAAUGUCUCCUCUGGAUACGACGGUGCUUGUGCUUGGACAUUUUUUGACUUGGGCGCAAUAUAUGAUGAGCAUAAAGACAGUGUGUUAACAAUCGUUCAAGCUGAUUUAUAUCAUGCCAAUGACUUGUUGCCUCUGAAAGAUGAUAAAAUUGUUGAGAGAGUGAUGUCUUGGCUUUCAAGGUGCAUCAAGGAGUUUGAAAAUGCUAUAGUUGUCGAUAAAGAAAUCGGAAGAUUUCCGAAAUUCCUCACCCAUUAUUUCCCAGGUUCGUACAAGUACAUGAUGAGAGGAUCUACAUCUUUUCCUAACUUGUAUAUGGCUGGAGAUUGGAUAGUAAACCGUCACGGUUCAUGGUCACAGGAAAGAUGUUAUGUGACUGGAGUUGAGGCUGCGAAUAGAGUGGUGGAGUAUGUAGGCGAAGGAGAUUUUGGUAGAAUAGUAGGUGUUGAGGAAGACGAAGCGCAUAUUCAGACACUCAGAACCUUCAAUAGAAACCUCAACGACAUAAGAGCACAGCUUCCAUUCUCCAACUAUUUUCUGCAGUGAUUUCUGAACACCAAAGUAAAUGGAAAAGCCUUUGCCUUUUGGACCUUGCAACUCUUUAUGAUAUGGCCUCGUCCAAUUUCAACUGUAAUAACAAUGCUAUAGAAUAGAUGGGAAAUGGGAGUUGAAAAUAAUUCUAUGUUGUUUCAUUCUUGACCAUCAUAUUCAUACGUGUUUCCCUUAUC